AUGCAUAUGGCGUUUGGUGGUAUUCGAAUUGAACGGCACAUCCUCGACGGCGAAAUCGAUGUUGUGUCCAAAGAAUGGGACAAUGUGUCGUCGCCGAUUCGCAUUUUGGAGCACGACCAGCGGCGGCCGAGGUUGUUGACGGUGUUGCCGACGUCGACGGCCCAGAAAUCGGUGAUGGAGGCAAUGAUGCAACACGCGAUUUUGCAUCAUUCCGAGAAGGAUUUGGACACGAUUUUCGCCUACGGACCAGCGGAAUUGUUUACAUUCCUCAAUUGCGGCAUCCUCUCGCAAUUCCUCUGCGCUUCCGACGAGCGCCUCAACUUCCUCUCGCAUCAACAUCGCCGACAUUCGGCGGUGUUCCACAAACUCUUCAAUCUCGAAUUUUUGAGUCCGUCGAAAUCCGGCCAUCCGUUCACCUCGUUCCAUCCGGAAUUGCCGAAAUUGAAGAAGGUGACGCACGAGAAGAAGUUGGCCGACGUUGGAUUGUCGAGUCGCCUUCAGUACGCGGUUCGGAUCAGUCCGCGGAUCAGUGUUCGGAUCGCCGAUCGGAUGCUCGGCGAAAUCGGACCGCAAUCCAUCGCUUCCUAUGCGAUGUUCAUGACGCUGAUUGGCAAGCAGCCGAGCGCGAAGAUCGCCGAGAAUUGUGUCAGCGAGUUGUGGCCGCUGAGUGGUGCGAAGUUCGAUUGGCUUCAAGAACGGAUCGGAUCGAUAUCGGAUCGUGAGCUCGAGCACCUCUAUUUGGCGGUUCGCGAGCGAGUCGAAGCGUCGCCGGCGUUUUCGGUGUUUUGUCGCGAUUUGCGAAUCAAACGCGCCGUUUAG
Caenorhabditis bovis is the source of this 819-nucleotide messenger RNA. The record is from the annotation of a GenBank genome assembly. Lineage: Eukaryota; Metazoa; Nematoda; Chromadorea; Rhabditida; Rhabditidae.